UUUUGGUACUACAUGGAUGGCGAAUAUGACGGUGCCUUAACAAUAUACCAACAGAUGACAUAUAACGAUUACACUGACUUAGUACAAGUGAGCGAGCUAGUUGAACGCUCAUACAGUUAUUGGAAGUUAUUGCGCGUUCCACUGAGAUCUCUUCCGGAAGAUUUUCAGGUUGUGAUAGAGGACGUCCGAGGUGCAAGAGGUAACAUUGCCAUUGACGAUGUAUCCUUAUCGGCCAACUGUAUAGCAGUCGGUGAUAUACCUGGUUUUGAUCAAACCAGAAAUUACAAGUUCUGUGAUGACGGCAGGAGACUUCGGUGUGGAAUGACCAAUCAAUGUUUUGAAACAACGCAGAGAUGCGAUUUCAUUCUCGACUGCGAUGAUGGAUCUGAUGAAAAUGAAUGUGGUACAACUUGUGGAUUUGAGAAUGAUUGGUGCGGAUGGAAAAUUAAUCGAAGGGGAGGCAUUAACUGGAUCCGAUCAAAUGGAAGGUCAGCUCAUAGUAGGGAUACGAGACCACGUAUUGAUCACACUAAACAAAAUCCAAAAGGAUUUUAUAUCUACCUUGAAACCAGUGAACGUAAUGAUUCUCUCAGCGCCCUCUAUCACGAGAACAUUCAUCUAUAUAGCCCUGUACUUCAGCACAGUAGUGCUGUAUGCAAAUUUAGUAUGUGGUACAACAUGAGGGGAUACGGUAUUGGUACUAUUUCUGUAUAUAUACGGACAUAUACACCUAAACAGACAACUUUGCUUCGGUCAAUAAAGCAAAGUGACGACAGUAAUUGGGUUUCGACAGGAGACAUCCUAAUCGGUCACAGGGAACAGUUCACCGUUUUGAUCGAGUACACUUUGCAUGCGGCAAUAAGAGGCCAUGUUGCUCUAGACGACAUUCUUUUCAAAGAUUGUGGGAAAAACACACAUCAGAGAAGAUGCUCAGCAGGUUCUAUCGCAUGCAACGACAGUAGUUGUGUGGCGGGUUCACACGUGUGUGACUUAAAAAAUGAUUGUCCCUGCAAGACGGAUGAGAAAAACUGCCAAACAAAUGGUGGAUGUACGUUCAAUAAUGUGCCGUUUGAGGAUCAUUGUGGCUGGCAGCAAAUGAAUGGUGAUGAUUUUGAUUGGACACAAAGUCAAGUAGCCCUUAGAGGCGGACCUACAGGCGACCAUACAGGCGGUUCAAAUGGUUUUUUCUUGCUGCUAACCCAACCGCAUGGGAGUAAUAAGGGAGGUAAAAGUCAAGUCACAACAGCAGAAUUCGAAACAAGUGAAAAUGUAUGUUUCUUGAGGUUUUGGUACCACAUUUGUGGUGUUGAGAGUUCUUUACGGGUUUUCACUCGUUCGUCAAACUCUGAUGGAGCUAUGCUGUUAAUGUGGCAGCAUUCACAGUCAUCGAAUGAUUGGGAUUACGUCAAUAUUCCUGUCGCCAACGUUCAUACUUACAGUGUUGUGUUCGAAGGGAUAAUUGGAGCAAACGAAAGACAAUGCGUUGCAUUGGACGAUGUCACUUUCUCUGCAGAGUGUCCGUAUACAGGUCGAGAUACUCUCACGACCCCACGAGAUACAGUUUUGCCACCGCUGGAGCAAGAAGGUGACAGCAUCGUUCUUCUUGUAAUACUCGCAACUUGUGUAGUUAUUGUUGUUUUGACCACGAUUUACUUUGUCAUCAAAAAAGUCUCGACAUGGUAAUCAUUUAUUUCUGAACUAGAGAGCGGUACUCGAUUGAGUGCAUACCUCCAACUGAGCAUUUUAUUCCUGUGGAUUUCUUUAAUUUUAGUGACACUGACCUCUACCUUUGAUGUUUUCAUCCCAAAUAUUAAAAACCCUUUCUGGUAAUGGUACUUACCUUUUCUUUGCGACUCCAUUAAACUUUAUGGUGAUCCAGUCAUUAGUUUUUGUAUAAUGAUGCUAACAAACAGAUUAACAAACAACCAGAAAACGGUGGUGAAUGUAGGUUCCGUGGCGGAGGUAACAAUUUAAAUACAAUAUAGAAUUCACGUACAGUAAUUCAGAUUGGCCUAUCAUAUGUAGGCCUAUUUUCCUGACACGUCAGUAAAGAUUUGGAAUUUGAUAACGGUUAAAUAAGGGGUGUUAGGAUGGGCAAUGAACAGAG
Messenger RNA from Anneissia japonica, 2107 nucleotides. Its product is annotated as MAM and LDL-receptor class A domain-containing protein 1-like. The transcript has 11 exons. Gene Ontology annotation, molecular function: protein binding. Bases 13 to 1683 code for a protein of 556 amino acids. Gene Ontology annotation, cellular component: membrane. The record is from RefSeq and is a predicted model, not a curated record. NCBI's taxonomy places the organism in Eukaryota, Metazoa, Echinodermata, Crinoidea, Comatulida, Comatulidae.